Molecule: messenger RNA, 960 nt
Organism: Galeopterus variegatus (Sunda flying lemur)
Lineage: Eukaryota; Metazoa; Chordata; Mammalia; Dermoptera; Cynocephalidae
Product: glutamate receptor ionotropic, delta-1
Exons: 5
Biological process (GO): modulation of chemical synaptic transmission; synaptic transmission, glutamatergic; monoatomic ion transport
Cellular component (GO): plasma membrane; postsynaptic membrane
Molecular function (GO): transmitter-gated monoatomic ion channel activity involved in regulation of postsynaptic membrane potential; glutamate-gated receptor activity
Source: RefSeq, a predicted model, not a curated record
CUGGCAACGUGGGACUCAGAGAAGGGCCUGAAUGGCAGCCUGCAAGAGAGGCCCAUGGGCAGCCGUCUCCAAGGACUGACUCUCAAAGUGGUGACUGUCUUGGAAGAGCCUUUUGUGAUGGUGGCUGAGAACAUCCUUGGACAGCCCAAACGCUACAAAGGGUUCUCCAUAGAUGUCCUGGAUGCACUGGCCAAGGCUCUGGGCUUCAAAUAUGAGAUUUACCAGGCCCCCGAUGGCAGGUACGGUCACCAGCUCCAUAACACCUCCUGGAACGGGAUGAUCGGGGAGCUCAUCAGCAAGAGAGCAGACUUGGCCAUCUCUGCCAUCACCAUCACGCCGGAGAGAGAGAGCGUGGUGGACUUCAGCAAGCGGUACAUGGACUACUCGGUGGGGAUGCUCCUCAAGAAGCCCGAGGAGAAAAUCAGCAUCUUCUCCCUUUUCGCUCCAUUUGACUUUGCGGUGUGGGCCUGCAUUGCGGCUGCCAUCCCUGUGGUUGGCGUGCUGAUAUUUGUGUUGAACCGGAUACAGGCCGUGAGGGCUCAGAGUGCUGCCCAGCCCCGACCGUCUGCGUCUGCCACCCUGCACAGCGCCAUCUGGAUCGUUUACGGAGCCUUCGUUCAGCAAGGUGGCGAAUCUUCCGUGAACUCGGUGGCCAUGCGCAUUGUGAUGGGCAGCUGGUGGCUCUUCACCCUCAUCGUGUGCUCCUCCUACACGGCCAACCUUGCUGCCUUCCUCACAGUGUCCAGGAUGGACAAUCCCGUCAGGACAUUCCAGGACCUGUCCAAACAAGUAGAGAUGUCUUAUGGCACCGUCCGGGAUUCUGCAGUGUAUGAGUACUUUCGAGCCAAGGGCACCAACCCCCUGGAGCAGGACAGCACGUUUGCCGAGCUCUGGCGGACCAUCAGCAAGAACGGAGGUGCUGACAACUGUGUGUCCAGUCCUUCAGAAGGCAUCAGGAAG